CUGGCGCCACGGCGGAGCAAACGAUAAGCUGAUAAGGUAACAGUAGUAUCUUCAGCUUCAGGACUUGAGCGCCCCUGCAGCGGAGCCUGGACCAAGCUCCGCUGCCCUGCGAAGCCUGGAAUCAUGGCGAGAGCUUGCAACCACGUGCUGAGGCUGCCGCUGAAUCCGGUCACGACGCCGCUCCCAGGCGGCCGAAGCCGCGGCGCCCGGUGCAGAACGCUCGCCGUGUACGCGCAGCUUCCGACCGAAGACGAUGCCUACCCGACGGAGCCGUUGAAGAAAGCGCAAGUCGCACAGAGCGCCCGGAGGAGCCGCCGGAGGGGAGCCGGCGGCGCGCGGCAGAGCCUGGUCUCCGUCGGAACGGCGCGCGGCGGAGGGGACCAGUGGAGCAGCGACUUCGACCUGACGAUGCGGCAGCUGCGCCUGGACGAUCUUAUCGAGGACGGGCAGAGGGACGCCGACGUGCUCGUGCACCUUCUAGUUCAGCAGCAUACACAGUUUGGGAUGUCUAUAAAAGGGCGAGUGCUGACAUCGUUCAGAAAAAUCUGCGAUUCCUGCUCCUCUCCCUACUGCACAAACAUCGAUGAGAAAUUCAAUCUCACGGUUCUGUCUUCAUCAAGGAGAGAUCAGAGCGGGCUGCCAUAUCUCGGUGACAGCGAUCCGUCGGUCAUCUAUGUGAGACCAGGAGAGGAAGUUGAUCUUGACUCGGUAAUCCAAGAGACUGUACGAUUAACGGCAUCGGCUAAGCUACCUGCUAUGUUGCUGAUCAGUAUAUCUACAAUAUAUCCAGAGUUCCUGUUCGGAGGCCUGUGAAAAGUCUACAGUCGUAUGGCAAUAUGGUAGUAACCAGAGGAAGAAGAGUUCCAGCCAAAGAUGGUCAAAACUUCUUGAUCUAAAGAAAACCCUGGAUAAAGCGCCUAAGUGAAUUAGUAUUGGGCAUCAUUGAAUUACAGAUGGAGCUUCAUCUUGCAAUGCUACAUAGAGUGCAGUCAAUAUGCCGGAUACUGCUACCAAAAUGAUGCUGGUAUGCAAGUUGAAAGUUACGACCAUUUGUUUUGAGCAGUAGAUUGAUGGUUUGUAACCUUCUGGCUAUCUGAUCUGAAUGGUAUAUAUGUGACUCUUAGAUAGCCACUGUAAUGUAAAGAAUAAAUAUCAAUGGGCAUGAUUGGCCAUUGACUGGUCAUGUUCAGACUUCAGAACUCAAAUACAGGGUAACACAGUUUACUAUACUCA
This is a messenger RNA of Panicum hallii, 1233 nucleotides long. Its product is annotated as large ribosomal RNA subunit accumulation protein YCED homolog 2, chloroplastic. The transcript is spliced from 7 exons. The record is from RefSeq and is a predicted model, not a curated record. Lineage: Eukaryota; Viridiplantae; Streptophyta; Magnoliopsida; Poales; Poaceae. The coding region runs from base 124 to 813 and encodes 229 amino acids.